AUGGGCGAUUCGGACCCCCAGAAGUCAGCCUCGAACCUCUCGACUCUCAACGGGGAGGAGAGCGGAUCUUACGGGCAACCCGACCUUGAAAAGCAGCCCACGGAAAAUAACGCCGAUGCACCUGGACAAGUAGCACAGAAAUACCCAGAGACUGAUUUGAGUCGAGGUAUAGUCGGGUGGGACAGUCAAGAUGACCCCCAGAAUCCCCAGAACUUUGCCGCAAGCAAAAAAUGGGCAUUGCUCGGAUUGAUCAGCGCUUUCACAUUGAUUUCGCCACUUGCCUCGAGCAUGUUCGCGCCUGCCGUUGUGUACAUGGCUGAAGAGUUCCACGAGACGAAUGAAACCAUUCUUUCCUUCAGUGUCAGCAUCUUUCUGAUCGGAUACACGUUCGGGCCCCUCUUACUAGCUCCUCUGAGCGAGAUCUACGGUCGUCGCGUAGUCCUCAGCGGUGCCAACUGGUUCUUCGCCGCUUGGCAGAUUGGAUGCGCCCUUUCCAAGAAUAUUGAAACCCUUAUUGUGUGUCGACUUUUUGCCGGAAUUGGAGGAUCUGCCUGCAUCACUCUUGGUGCUGGUGUUGUUGCAGACCUAUUUCCAAUAGAAAUGCGGGGAAGAGCCACCUCCAUCUGGAGUAUGGGACCUCUGCUUGGACCUGUGGCGGGCCCAAUUGCUGGUGGCUUCCUAGGCGAGGAGGUUAGCUGGCAAUGGAUUUUCUGGGUUCUACUGAUUGCAAGCGGAGCUAUGCAGCUUGGCAUUGAGAUACUGAACAAGGAAACAUACGCCCCUGUCUUGAUCAAAUGGAAGACAGCCAAGCUGGCAAAGGAGCUUGGCCGCACAGACUUGCAAAGUGCAUAUGAUAUCGGCCGCGAACCCCUCUCGAAUGCUCAGAUCUUGAAGCGCAGUCUUAUACGACCGGUCUUAUUAUUAGUCAAAUCGCCUCUCGUGUUACUACUUUCAACAUAUAUGGCUCUCGUCUAUGGCCUGCUGUACCUCUUUUUCACAACCAUCUCCGAUGUCUUCACGAGUACCUACGGCUUUACGGUCGGCCUGUCUGGCCUCGCAUACUUGGGUAUUGGCGUUGGGUUCUUUGUCGGUAUCAUGAUCAUCGCUUUGACAAAUGACCGCAUUGUCCAGAAGCUCACUGCUCAGAACGGCGGCAAGUUCGAGCCAGAAAUGCGCCUCCCGACAAUGAUAAUGUUUGCCUGCAUUCUGCCAAUCAGCUUUUUCUGGUACGGAUGGACCGCUGACAAACAUGUUUUCUGGAUCGUGCCCAUCAUUGGCAUGUUCCCCUUCGGCGUGGGCAUGAUGGGUGUUUUUAUGCCUAUCCAGACCUACCUCAUUGACUGUUACCCGACCUAUGCGGCGUCGGCUAAUGCAACGCUGACGGCAACCCGUUCGCUGGUCGGCGCACUUCUUCCCCUUGCUGGUCCAGCUAUGUUUCAAGCUCUCGGGCUCGGCUGGGGAAACUCGCUGCUGGGAUUUCUCGCACUUGCCUGCGUUCCAAUCCCCAUCAUUUUCACCAAGUUUGGCAAGCAAAUUCGAGAGAAGUGGCCCGUUAAUCUUGAAAACAACAAAAAAUGA
Molecule: messenger RNA, 1578 nt
Organism: Penicillium riverlandense
Lineage: Eukaryota; Fungi; Ascomycota; Eurotiomycetes; Eurotiales; Aspergillaceae
Product: MFS transporter
Exons: 3
Coding region: 1-1578 (525 amino acids)
Biological process (GO): transmembrane transport
Cellular component (GO): membrane
Molecular function (GO): transmembrane transporter activity
Source: RefSeq, a predicted model, not a curated record